CUUUUGUAAAUUUUGCUUACCUAUCUUACAACUUGCUUCAAAGCGGAAAGCAAAGAAAUGUCGGCCCAAGAACCUCCAAGCAAGCAAGAUGAGUUCUGGAUAUUUGGCUACGGAAGUUUGAUCUGGAAGCCGCCGCCGCAUUUUGAUAGAAGAAUCCCCGGCUGGGUCGAAGGCUACGUACGCCGGUUCUGGCAGGUUAGUGAAGACCACCGUGGCACGCCCUCCGCACCCGGCCGCGUCGUCACCCUGAUCGAGCGCUCCUACUGGGCCUCGCUUGCCGAUCGCCACGACUCGGCGCCCGCCAAGGUCUGGGGCGUGGCCUACCGAAUCAAGGCCGACCGCGUCGCCGAAGUCAAGGAGUACCUCGACAUCCGGGAGAUUAACGGGUAUACGAUUCACUGGACCCCGUUCCAUCCAGCCUCCGACGUAGACCCUGCCUUGCUCCCUCCAGCGCAAAAGGGUCCCAUCCAGACCCUGGUUUAUAUCGGUACGCCCGACAACGCCCAGUUUACGGGACCGCAGGACCCGCAGGAGCUUUCCGAACACAUCUAUCGGAGCAAAGGGCCGAGCGGUCUGAACCGCGAUUAUCUGUGGGGGUUAGAGAAGGCCUUAGAUGAGCUAAGUCCUGAGAGCAGCGAUGAGCACGUGAAGGACCUGUCAAACCGGGUGAGGGCGGUGGCCGCGCGGUAUAAGAGUGAAGGAAAGGCCGACCCGACCGACGAGACUGAUGCCGCGACCGAGGUGAUUGAGGUAAACGGAACAACAGAAGCGACACACGACGAGCACCACCACCACCAGUUCAGAAGAGCUGGCAGCGUAGAUGAGCAGGAGGAAACCGAGAAAACAUCAUAGACGGAAAGAAGUCCGAAGAAGACCCCAUAGGGAAGUCCGCAAACCUCUCAUUUUCAAAGGACAAUAUGGGAGGAUGCUUUCUCCUCCACCAACCACUCUAGCUUUUUCCCCAGCGCAUAUCCCCGUUGGCAAGUUUGGCUCUAUUAGCCCGCAAAUUGCUGUCUUUCGAUACCUCGCUCAUGCCCAUGCCUUACGAGAUCAUUCAAUCAUAUCGUCGUUACCAGCCACACACAAUUUCCUAUCCACCCGGUGAUUCAGCCUCCAUCUCCAUCUCAUCCACUUGCUCUUGCGCUUCGUCCUCGCCGUCUAUGGGAAUCAGGAUUACAAGCUCCCACGUUUGUCGGGAACGAAGAAGGGGUAUUAAUCAAUGCCAAAGGAAAGUAAAAUCGGACGGUAUCGGCGGUUCGAGAAGUCGCUCAGCAGCUCUCUGAUCCUGGAAAAAGACAUGCUGUAGGGUAUCGGUUUCUGUUCGUCGGGAGUGACGCACGAGGUGUUCUUCCAUGUAACACAAGCUCUGAUCGCUGACCUUUAGUCAAGUAUCCGCAACGUUGCGUCAUGUGCCGCCUGCUAAUUCAGGUCGCCGCACUCUCCCAUCAAGCUAGCACGAGGUUUGGCGCGAAUCGCCGCUUAGUACUGGCCCUGGGGAGGGUACUGCUGGCCCUGCUGGGAGGGGUCGGCAGGGU
Molecule: messenger RNA, 1535 nt
Organism: Neurospora tetrasperma FGSC 2508
Lineage: Eukaryota; Fungi; Ascomycota; Sordariomycetes; Sordariales; Sordariaceae
Exons: 4
Coding region: 58-852 (264 amino acids)
Biological process (GO): glutathione catabolic process
Cellular component (GO): cytoplasm
Molecular function (GO): glutathione specific gamma-glutamylcyclotransferase activity; gamma-glutamylcyclotransferase activity
Source: RefSeq, a predicted model, not a curated record